This is a messenger RNA of Umbelopsis ramanniana AG, 1897 nucleotides long. RefSeq lists its product as uncharacterized. Gene Ontology annotation, molecular function: inositol-3-phosphate synthase activity. NCBI's taxonomy places the organism in Eukaryota, Fungi, Mucoromycota, Umbelopsidomycetes, Umbelopsidales, Umbelopsidaceae. The record is from RefSeq and is a predicted model, not a curated record. The transcript is spliced from 5 exons. Gene Ontology annotation, biological process: inositol biosynthetic process; phospholipid biosynthetic process. Gene Ontology annotation, cellular component: cytoplasm. Bases 156 to 1742 code for a protein of 528 amino acids.
CUUCAGUCGCUUGCUUCUAUAGAAAGUUUACUUUCCUCAAACUUUGUCAAAACGUUUGCCAAUCUCUUAUCUUCAACUCAUAACCCGCAUAGAGGUUAUAGAAGGUGCUCAGACCGACCCAAAAAGAUCGUUUAAAAACUACCAAUCAAUUCGCAAUGGCUCCUCCUCAUGAUACUACUCCCGCACCUGUCGGUGUUGCUCCCUCCUCAUCUUUGUUCAAAGUACACGCUCCCAAUGUGCAGUACACUGAUGACCAUAUCCUCGCCGAAUACACCUACACCAACACCCUUGUUACUAAGGCCGAAGACGGUUCCCUCAACGUCGAGCCUAAGAACUCUGUCUACCAUUUCAAGACCGAUACUCGUAUCCCUAAGCUCGGUCUCAUGAUGGUCGGAUGGGGUGGUAACAAUGGUUCCACCGUCACUGCUUCUAUCCUGGCUAAUAAGAACAACAUUAGCUGGCGGUCCAAGCGUGGUGUUCAUCACCCUAACUACUUUGGCUCCGUCACUCAAGCUUCUACCGUGAAGCUCGGUGUCGAUGCUGAAGGCAACGAUGUUUACAUUCCUUUCUCCAAGGUCUUGCCUAUGGUUGAACCUAACGACCUUGUUUUGGGUGGUUGGGAUAUUUCCUCCAAGAACUUGGGUGAAGCUAUGGAGCGUGCUCAAGUCCUUGAAUACGAUCUCCAACGUCAAGUUCGUUCUGAAAUGGACAAGUUGACUCCUCUUCCCUCUAUUUACUACCCUGACUUCAUUGCUGCCAACCAGUCUGACCGUGCUGACAACUUGAUGGCUGGUAAUGAUAAGCAAGCUCAUCUUGAGCAAAUCCGUAAGGAUAUCCGUGACUUCAAGGCUGCCAACCAGCUCGAUAAGGUCAUUGUUAUCUGGACUGCUAACACUGAGCGUUAUGCUGAGAUCAUCGAAGGCGUCAAUGACACUGCUGAUAACAUUUUGGCUGCUGUCAAGGCUUCCCAUGACGAAGUUUCUCCUUCCUCCGUCUUCGCUCUUGCUUGUAUUCAAGAACAUGUUCCUUUCAUCAACGGUUCUCCUCAAAACACCUUUGUUCCCGGUGUGAUGGAACUCGCUGAACGUGAACAAACCUACAUUGGUGGUGACGAUUUCAAAUCUGGUCAGACCAAGUUCAAGUCUGCCAUUGUUGACUUUUUAGUGAAUGCUGGUAUCAAGCCCGUUGGUAUCACCUCCUACAACCAUUUGGGUAACAAUGAUGGCAAGAACUUGUCGUCCCACAAGCAAUUCCGCUCCAAGGAAAUCUCCAAGUCCACUGUUGUCGAUGAUAUGGUGGCUGCCAACAAGAUCUUGUAUGCUGAAAAUGAGCAUCCCGACCAUACCGUUGUCAUCAAGUACGUGCCUUGCGUCGGUGACUCCAAGCGUGCCUUGGAUGAGUAUGAGUGCGAUAUUUUCAUGGGUGGCCGUCAAAGCAUCUCCAUCUACAACAUCUGCGAAGACUCCUUGCUCGCCACUCCUCUCAUCAUUGAUCUCAUUACUGUCACUGAACUUAUGACCCGUGUUGAGUACAAGACGGGUGAUAUGACCAAGUUCUCUCCCUUCCACAGUGUCCUCUCUAUUCUUAGCUAUAUGCUCAAGGCUCCCCUUGUUAGCCCCGGUACCCCUGUUGUCAACGCCUUGGCUAAGCAGCGUACUGCUAUGGAGAACAUCUUCCGUGCCUGCGUUGGUCUUGCCCCCACCAACGACAUGAUGCUUGAGCACAAGGUCUGGAAGCAGUAAAAUGCUACAAUGCAUGGAAAAAAUUUCGCCCCGCCCCCGGAAAAAUUGGAUAGUCUUGUUUCAAUUUAUAAAGAAAUUUUUGUAAUAAAUCACACGUAAAGUAGGAAAUGGGUUUGUUUGCCUGCCUGUUGAGCAAGUACAAAUGUAUAGCGAAA